GGGACACACUUGAUAAAGACAGAUUUCUGAACAGAAAUUUAUAGCAGAUUCAGAAGACACAAAGAUAGAGUAUCCCAGUUGCCAGCUAUUUUCCAAGAACAAAAGAAAAUGAUCCACUCCCAGGACCAUGUUAUUACAGAAAUCCCUGACACUGGAGGAUGUGGUUGUGGAGUUCACCUGGGAGGAAUGGCAGCUCCUGGAUCCCGCUCAGAAGGACUUGUACCAGGAUGUGAUGUUGGAGAACUAUAGAAACUUGGUGUCACUGGGGUAUCAAGCUAGCAAACCAGAUACACUCUCCAAGUUGGAACAAGGAGAACCACCAUGGACAAUAGAAGAUAAAAUCCACUGUGAAGGCCCUUCAGAAAUCUGGAAAGUUGGGGGUCAUCUGCCAGAACAUUUACAAAGUGAAAGCCUAGUGAACAGAAUGGAACAUAAUGCAUUUGAAAAUAUUGUUCAUCAGAGCAAAAGCCAGUUUCUCUUAAGGCAAAAUCAUAUUUUUGACUUACAUGAAAAAAGUAUGAAAUCAAAUCUAACUUUAGUUAAUCAGAGCAAAAGUUAUGAAAUAAAGAACUCUGCUGAGUUGACCAGAAAUAGGGAAUCUUUUCUCCAUGUUAACCAUAAACAAUUUCAUACUGAAAUUAAAUUCCCCGCAAGUGAAAAACUCAUCAACACUAAGUCCCAAUUCAUCAGUCCCAAGAAUCAGAAAACUCGAAAAAUAGAGAAGCCUCACAUAUGCAGUGAAUGUGGGAAAGCCUUCAUCAAGAAGUCUUGGCUCACUGAUCACCAAAUCAUUCAUACAGGAGAGAAACCCCACAGAUGUAGUCUGUGUGGGAAAGCCUUCUCCAGAAAGUUCAUGCUCACUGAACAUCAGAGAAUUCACACAGGAGAAAAACCUUACGAAUGCACUGAAUGUGGCAAAGCCUUUCUCAAUAAAUCACGGCUCAACAUACAUCAGAGGACGCACACAGGAGAAAAACCCUAUAUAUGCAGUGAAUGUGGAAAGGGCUUCAUCCAGAAAGGAAAUCUUAUCGUACAUCAGCGAAUUCACACAGGUGAGAAACCUUACAUAUGUAAUGAAUGUGGAAAAGGCUUCAUUCAGAAAACAUGCCUCAUAGCACAUCAGAGAUUUCACACAGGAAAGACGCCCUUUGUGUGCAGUGAAUGUGGAAAAUUCUGUUCUCAGAGGUCAGGUCUCAUUAUACAUCAAAGAAUUCACACAGGAGAGAAACCCUUUGAAUGCAGUGAAUGUGGAAAAGCCUUUACCACAAAGGAAAAGCUUGUUGUCCAUCAAAGAACUCAUACAGGAGAGAGGCCCUAUGGCUGCGAUGAAUGUGGGAAAGCUUUUGCAUAUAUGUCUUGCCUUGCGAAGCAUAAGAGAAUACACACAAGGGAGAAAUGGGAAGGUUCAAUCAAGGUGGAAAAUCCUCCUGCAGAAAGUCACAGUUCAUUCCAUACCAGCGAUGUCAUGCAGGAGAAAAACUCUGCUAAUACAGUGACGUCACAAGUGCUUUCUGUGGCCCCUCAGACAUCAUUAAACAUCAGUGACCUCUUGGCAAACAGGAACGUAGUCCUUGUGGGGCAGCCUGUGGCCAGAUGUGCACCCUCAGGAGAUAACAGAGGAUUUGCACAGGAGAGAAACCUUGCGAAUAUAGUGAAUGUGGUUGUGCCUUCAGUGGUCAAUUAUGUCUUAUUUUAUGUCUCAGAAAACCCAUAGAAAGAAAACCCAGAUAUAAGAUAUAGUCUAUCUGGAAAAGGACUGAGCAAACAUAUCUAGUUCAUUAUAUGGAUGA
This is a messenger RNA of Carlito syrichta (Philippine tarsier), 1790 nucleotides long. It is a transcript of the gene ZNF350, whose product is annotated as zinc finger protein 350. The coding region runs from base 128 to 1714 and encodes 528 amino acids. Gene Ontology annotation, molecular function: DNA-binding transcription repressor activity, RNA polymerase II-specific. Gene Ontology annotation, biological process: negative regulation of transcription by RNA polymerase II. The record is from RefSeq and is a predicted model, not a curated record. NCBI's taxonomy places the organism in Eukaryota, Metazoa, Chordata, Mammalia, Primates, Tarsiidae. The transcript has 4 exons.